ACCAUCUUGCCUUCAAACAAGUCAGUUUGGCGUCGGAAUGCCUUGGAGGGUAAUACCUUCCAACUUCAGUGAGGACUGUCUCUACAUCAAUGUAUGGGCACCAGCUAAUGUCCCAGCAAGUGCGAAACUCGCUACCAUGGUUUGGAUCUAUGGUGGAGGAUUUGCGGCCGGAUCUAUCAACACGCCUUUACAUAAUGGUCAGUAUCUUGCCGCUGAAAACAACGUCAUCGUGAUGUCUAUGAACUAUCGUUUAGGAGCUCAUGGAUUUCUAUAUCUUGGACCUGACACGUUUCCUGGUAACCAAGGUCUCAUGGAUCAGGCUCUUGCCCUGCAGUGGAUUCAGAGCAAUGUUGGAAGAUUCGGUGGAGAUGCAAGCAUGAUCACCUUGUUUGGAGAAAGUGCAGGAGCAGCCUCGGUUGGUCUCCAUUUGUUAUCUCUCAUUUCGCGUGAUUUCUUCACGCGUGCCAUUCUGCAAAGUGGAACUCCCUCUCCGAUAUGGGCUACAUCUGAACCAUCUAGGGCUAUCGGUAGCACAAGAAGGCUUGCCGAGCUUUGCAACUGUUCGGUAGGAUCCGAUGCUGACAUUUUCCAAUGUAUCAAAGACGUUCCUCCAGAGACAAUAUUACAAAAUCAGGCUCAAGUUGUUGGUCUUGCUUUCGCUGCAUUCAUUCCUGUCGUGGAUGGCCAUUUUUUACCCGAUUCUCCAGCAUCCCUCGUGGAGAAGGGACUCUUUAAGCAAGCGGAAAUCCUUCUUGGAGUGAACAAAGAUGAAGGCAGUCUUUUCCUCCCAUUAAUCAUGCCAACAUUAUUUCCCGUGUUUGCAAGUCAAAUAAAUGUCAACAGAUCACAGUUUCUAACGACUGUGGAAGCGAUCGCAGCUUUCAAUGGUCAGCCGUCGACCAUUGUGGAAGCCAUGAUGGCUCAGUAUGCUGACAUCCACGUCCCAUCUCUACACCCAGACUACGUGGACAGCGCAUUUAACGUCUUUGGAGACAGCGAGUUUGUGUGUCCUACAACCAAACUUGCGGCUUCAUAUUCUGCCCAAAACGCCGCAUACUUGUAUUCCUUCAACUAUCGCCUCUCCGCGUUGCAGCUACCGCUAUGGAUGGGUGUUCCUCACUCCUUCGAGAUAGAGAUGGUAUUUGGGGUUCCCCUCGGUACUGCCUUUACUUCGACAGAAGCGGAUAAGUCAACAAGUCGUAAUGUUAUGACAUACUGGACCAACUUUGCUAAAACUGGCAAUCCCAACUUUCCGGAAACACCAAACUACCAAUGGCCGACGUACAACUCCAGGGAUGAGCGCUUCCUGGUCUUCUCCUCGUCCGGACUGUCCACAGAGCAAGGCAUGAGAAAGCAGGAGUGUGUGUUCUGGAACACUCUCGUACCACUGAUACUCCACAACAAGGAAAAAUCAACAGGCUCUGGCACAACAACCGAGAACGUGGUUUACAGAUGUCACACCAGUGGAAGCAGUAUGUCAUUUACUGUGAACACGUGUCUCGUUGCUGUACUUGCAGCAGUAGUGAGUGUGUAAAAAUGGAGCGAUAUCCACAAUAAAAUACUUUAAGAUCUAA
This is a messenger RNA of Haliotis rubra (blacklip abalone), 1574 nucleotides long. Its product is annotated as acetylcholinesterase-like. The transcript has 3 exons. Gene Ontology annotation, molecular function: cholinesterase activity. The coding region runs from base 38 to 1534 and encodes 498 amino acids. Lineage: Eukaryota; Metazoa; Mollusca; Gastropoda; Lepetellida; Haliotidae. The record is from RefSeq and is a predicted model, not a curated record.